Molecule: messenger RNA, 1672 nt
Organism: Eurytemora carolleeae
Lineage: Eukaryota; Metazoa; Arthropoda; Copepoda; Calanoida; Temoridae
Gene: PIG-U
Product: phosphatidylinositol glycan anchor biosynthesis class U protein
Exons: 7
Coding region: 47-1342 (431 amino acids)
Biological process (GO): protein localization to cell surface; attachment of GPI anchor to protein
Cellular component (GO): GPI-anchor transamidase complex; membrane
Source: RefSeq, a predicted model, not a curated record
AUCGUGCACCCUGGAGCUAAGGUUAAUUUAUAAUAAUUUCAGAUAAAUGUCCGUCAUAUUAAUAUACAUCUUAGGAGCUGCCCUUAGGUUUGCUGUGUCAGGGAACACCUACCUGGAGAACAGACCGGAGCUAUCGAAUCCUACAAACUCCUGGAGAAGAUUAGUGGAAGGAAUUUAUCUUCAAAAACAAGGAUUAUCUCCGUAUGAUGGCGUUGUAUUCCACGAGUCUCCUCUCCUUCUUCGUUUGUAUAUUCUACUGGAGCCUAUCCUCGUAGAUUACUCAACCCUGUCCUUUAUACUUCUCGACCUUCUCACCUGUCUUAUUCUUGGAAAGAUCGGAGAUGAAUUCGCUAAAACGCUUCUUUCCGACCAGAAGAGAGACAAGAACGAAGUCCAUCCUGAGGCGGGUUCGAUACUGAUCUCCAGUAACCUCCUGAAUACAUUACCUAAAUCUCUCUCAAUCUUCUAUCUGCUCAACCCCUACCUUCUGCUCAAUUGCUCCGCUAAGACUACAACGGUUUGGAAUAAUCUGCUUGUAUCCCUGGUUCUCCUUGGCCAGGUUCAGAGCUCUAGGAUACUGGGAACACUGGCUCUGAGCCUAGCUGCAUACCAGGGAUUCUAUCCAAUAAUCCUCAUCUUUCCCCUCUCCAUUCAGAUAGCUAGAUGUGAAGAUGGAGGGUUGGACUGGAGAGGAUUCAAGUCUGUAUUUAAAACAGUUUCUUGUUUUAUUUUCUUCUCUGGUUUCCUUCUCUUUCUCUCCGCUCAACUGUCUGGAUCCUGGAAGUUUCUAGAUUCAACUUAUGGAUUUAUUCUCUCCGUUCCAGAGCUCACACCGAACAUGGGGAUUUUUUGGUAUUUCUUCACAGAGAUGUUCGAACAUUUUCGAGUAUUUUUCCUGGCAACAUUUCAGCUGAACCUCUUCAUGUACUGUAUACCUUUAUCACUCAGGUUCUGGAGAACCCCUCUCCUUCUCUCUGUAACCCUGGUGGGAUUAACUGCAGUACUAAAAUCCUACCCAGGACUAGGAGAUGUAGGAUUCUUCCUCGCUCUUCUCCCCCUCUUCUCACAUCUUCUACCUUUUCUCAAACAGACGUUUCUGAUCGCUGGUAUCAUGUUGGCAACCACUAUCCUAGCUCCGAUACUCUGGCAGCUCUGGAUAUACAACAAUUCAGCUAAUGCAAACUACUACUUUGCCAUCAACCUAUUCUUCUCCACAGCCCAGAUAUUCCUGAUCACAGAUCUUCUAUUCGCAUCAGUUAAACGGGAUUUCUUCCUAAAGGAAGGAUAUUCUGUGACUGAGAAAGAGAAGGACGGGAAGAAAUAUAUUCUACAGUUGAAAUAGUAAACACGAAGAUAUUUACGCUCGUAAUAUUCAUACUAUUAAGAAACCACCAUUUUGUUUUAUUAUUUUUGAAGUCACAAUUUUCGUUGAUUCAUUCUUUUGAUCAUUUAUUGUUUUUAUCUGUUAAUUUGGAAUUAUGUCUGUGAUUGCUUUGUUGUAUAAAGGGGGGGGGGGUUGAAAUAGCCUGCCAAUGUUAAGCAUCUGGUCUCUUUCUGAUUCUUGAAAAAUUGAAUUCUUAUAAAUAUAACAUAUAUCAACUCAUUGGUCGUGUUAACCUUAAUUCAACAAUACCCCCUUUAACAAUCUAAAAUUGCAUUAAUUGUUUCAGAA